AUGUUGGAAUAUCUACAAUUCGCCUGCAUCAGGGCCUUCGCCAACACCUCUCUCCAUGUCAAGCGAUCCGCCUGGCUCUCUCCUCAAACACAGCCGAAUCGCAUCAAAAGCUACCCUUGUCGGCCAAAUCUCUAUUCUUGCCGCAUUUUCACACCACCAAACCACAGCGAACAAGGACAGACCAUCUUGCCACUGGUAAUCAGUGUGCACGGAGGCGGCUUCAUCGUCAACGCCCCGGCCUUCGACGAUCCUAUGGCGAGGCACAUAGCAGACCAUGCCAAUUGCAUAGUCGUCAGCAUCGACUACGGAAAGUCUCCUCAGAGCAAAUUCCCGGGCGCCUACGACGAUGUCAUGGAACAAUCGCUCGCUAUCAUCGACGAUCCGGAACUUCCUAUCGACAAGUCAAAAGUGGUACUAUGUGGCAGCUCAGCUGGAGGUAACCUUGUACUCGCCGUGGCGCAAGACCCAAAACUACGACCCAAGCUUCGGGGCGUGGCAGCUAUCUAUCCUCUCGUGGAUAUGACUGAAGACGCCAAGACCAAGAUGGCCACGCGCCCCGACUCAUCGGUGCCGGAUUUCGUGGGUGACAGCCUCGACACCAUAUACGGUCUCUACUUCGACGCAGCUGAGAAAUCGAAGCUAUCCCUGAAAGACGUGCGGAUCAGUCCGACUUACUUCUCCUCGCGAGAGAGCCUCCCGCAGGAGAUACUACUCAUUGGGGCCGAGCACGACAUGGUCUGCCAUGAGGACGAAAUCAUGGCAGACAAGCUUGCAGCUGCGAGCGCCGACAAGAAGGUCGCCACCAAAAACGGCUGGAAAGCUCCAGGGGUCGAGUGGUAUAAGGUCCAUGGCCAAAAGCAUGCCUUUAACGCCUUCCCCGAAAAGGAUCCAGAUGUGGAAAAGGUACGGGUACGUGAGACGGAUGCCAUGUUUUCGUCCAUCUCAGAAUGGCUCGUCGAUACCUUUGCCAACAACAGGGAAACUUAG
This is a messenger RNA of Lecanosticta acicola, 987 nucleotides long. NCBI's taxonomy places the organism in Eukaryota, Fungi, Ascomycota, Dothideomycetes, Mycosphaerellales, Mycosphaerellaceae. The record is from the annotation of a GenBank genome assembly.